Messenger RNA from Harpegnathos saltator (Jerdon's jumping ant), 1316 nucleotides. RefSeq names its product cancer-related nucleoside-triphosphatase homolog. Bases 357 to 944 code for a protein of 195 amino acids. Lineage: Eukaryota; Metazoa; Arthropoda; Insecta; Hymenoptera; Formicidae. Gene Ontology annotation, molecular function: ATP hydrolysis activity. The record is from RefSeq and is a predicted model, not a curated record. The transcript is spliced from 4 exons.
GUAGCAACAUUGCAACCGACUGUCUCCGCCUCGCUCGCUCAGCUCGAUCAGCUGAUCGCCGUUCGCCCCAACUACCCCCCCCGCCCCGCGGAGUGUUCACUUCGACUGCCACGACAUCGCUGCGUGUGCCACACGGGCUCGGUGCUUUCCGCCGUGUGCAUUCUCACGACACCGCCGCAUAAAUUCACGCUUGGUCCUUCCUCGAUCGCGCACGUGCCCGUUCUCGCUCACCCGUCCUUAUCGUCGUCGUCGUCGUCGGCUCGAGAGCGACUACCGGCGAUUCUUUACACGUGUAACGUGUCUCUGCGACAGGGGGCCGUAGCAGCCGGAUUCCAACGUAAACAACGCGACGAGCCAUGGAAACUGCCAGCGUUUCGCGGCCGUUGCACGUACUACUCACAGGCCCUCCGGGUAUAGGCAAGACUACGGUGUGCAAAAAGGUCGCGUCCAUGUUGGAGAAGAAGGGCGGCCGACUCGACGGAUUUUACACAGAGGAGGUACGAGAUCGGAGUGGCAGCAGGAUUGGUUUUGACAUUGUCAGGGUGACAGAUCCUGAAAGGAGAUUAUCCUUAGCACGGCUCAAAGGCUUAACAGAGGCUCAGAAGAACUCCAAGUAUCACGUAGGAAACUAUAGCGUUUCUCUGGAUAAUUUCGAGACAGUAGCAUUGCCAGCGUUGGACUCGGACGCUGAUAUAUUGUUAAUCGACGAGAUCGGCAAGAUGGAGUUAUUCAGCAAAGACUUUAAAAGGAGAGUAAUCGAUAUAUUUUUCGGCACCUUCGGUAAAGCCUCCGUGAUCGGCACUGUUCCGCAGACGCACAAAGUGCCGCCGCAGCACGCAACGCUGUUCCAAAAGUUGCACGCAGAUGGGAGAAUCAAAGUCCUAGGCGUAUCCCAUCAGAAUCGUAAUAACUUGCCGGAGGAAAUUGUCCGUAAUUUUUCGUAAAGUCACGUCGUCGUUCACACACAGCAUUACGUGUAAUUUAUCGUGUUGUCGUUUUGUACAUAGCACAAAAUAACAUGCCAAUUUUAUAUACAUUAUAAACAUCAUUUAUUGUUAACAAAAAACAAAAUGUUAGAUCAAAGAAAUCCCUCCAAUCACAAUAGAUUUAUAAAAAAGUUGUCACAAAUAACAAGUAGUGACUGGCUGGAAUAUUGUACUACAUAAUUAUGCUAGGUUUCAUAUGCGGUGUAUAUAUGUAUCUCCGUGUUUUCAUUGAAACCACCGUUGGUCGUUAAAGAAUUAAGAGUGCCGCGAUUUGAUUCCCUUUCAGCGACUCGCGCUGAAAAGUAAUAGACUAUAUAGGCUACUUUUAAU